Molecule: messenger RNA, 2052 nt
Organism: Pelodiscus sinensis (Chinese soft-shelled turtle)
Lineage: Eukaryota; Metazoa; Chordata; Testudines; Trionychidae
Gene: NOL12
Product: nucleolar protein 12
Cellular component (GO): nucleolus
Molecular function (GO): rRNA binding
Source: RefSeq, a predicted model, not a curated record
CUCGGCCGGCCCCGUGAGGCGGGGCGGCCACGUGGGAGCUGCGGAAGGAGGCGGGCGCUCGGAGCGUGUGUCCCCGCUGUGCGGGGAGGAGCCGCGCUGCUGCGCCGGGGCCGGUACCGGCAUGGGCCGCAAGAAGAAGGGAGGCGGCGGCGCGGGGCUGCGGCGGGCGGUCAUCUUCGAUGAGGCCAGUCGGCGGGAGUACCUGACCGGGUUCCACAAGCGGAAAGUGGAGAGGCGAAAAGUGGCCCUGGAGGAGAUCAAACGAAAAUUGAAAGAGGAGCAAAGGAAGCUGAAAGAGGAGCGGCACAAGGAGUACCUGAAAAUGCUGACAGAGAGAGAAGAGGCCUUAGAAGAGGCUGAUGAGUUGGAACAUUUGGUGACAUCCCAAACCGAGUCUGUGAGCAUUGAUCAUCCAAACCACACUGUGACAGUGACUACCAUCAGUGACCUGGACCUCUCAGGAGCACGCCAGCUAGGACUUAGCUCCCCUGGGGAAGGGGGCACUGAAGCAGAAGUAGAGAAGGAGCCACCGAGCAGAUUCACAAGUGCAUUGCCCAAGAAGUCUGGAGAUCCCUUCCUGUCUGAGAGGAUCUCUUCACUCACUGCCUCCCUGCAUGCACGCAGCCGGAAGAAGCCCAAGAGAAAGCAGCUGAGGCGUGGCCAAAACCCACAUAAGAAAACCCAGAAACUCAGUGCUGGGCGAACCAGCAAGUCCCAGCGCCGAAAACUGACCGGCAAAGGAAGGUGCAAUCAAGACUAAUAGAUAAACUGAAGUGGAUAUUGCCUGCAAGGCUAGCCUGUGCCUUUGGCAACAGUGUCUGCCCAAUGUGAAUGCCCGGUUUCUCAUGGAUGGGUCCUUGUUUGUACCGCUAAAGUCCCUCUGACUCUCCUCCUGGCUAGGGACAGCGAAUGCUGGGCUCAUUAUUUUUCACUGUAAUUGUAUGCAGUGGAAAGUCUGUUACAGUCUCCACUGGGGGACUGCGAAUCGAGCCCUGACCCUGCCUUUUCUACAUUGGCCCCUUUGUUUCCUGGAACUUUCUCUUCCCAUGGGAUCAGAGGAAAGCUAGUGUCUCCCCUUACACAAAUGGAAGAGCUGGGUGUGGGGUGAAUGAUGUUCAGAUGGUUUACAAGAGGAGGCAGGACUCCCCUUUCUCUCAUGCUCUGUUGCAUUGGCUUUACCCUCUGUCUGGGGCAUCCCUCCUGACUUAAGAAAACUGGCACUACUUUGGGUGCCUAGAGCUCUUUGUACAAAGCCACAUGCUUUUAUAUAGCUAACCAAGGUGAGAUCUGCUAACCUCCCUGCUGUGAAUCUUGAUAAAUAUCACUUUGUAAGGGAGAAAAUACACAUGCCUUAUUGCAGAUGCGAUAGAUAGUAGCUAAACCUUGUUCCAGUUGGGAGAGAAGGGGCUGAUCCUGUUUGAGGGCUUUGAAUUCUCCAGCCCAUACCCCUCAGGGAGGAGGGAUGCAUAUGAAGAUGUUUCAGUGGUACUACUGAGAGAGGCAGGACUGAGAGACUCCAUUGGUGGCUAAAGGCAGAUAUCUUACAUCUGGACAUGUGACAGUUUUGAGGAGUAAGAAGUCCCCUAAUCCACUGGCCCAGCUGUGCUGUUAUGCCAGUGGUGAUGGCAGAGAUUCCCCCAGGCCCUUGCAAUAAUUUAUUUCUACCCUCUUGUAUGAGAUGUCAAUACUUGUGUGAGCAUGAAUGUUUCUGACAGAAGGGAGCGGUUUGUUCCCCUUUGGCUUGACUAGAUUUCCUGUCUAUAUCAACAAUGCCACCUAGUGGAGACUCUAGUUAUAGCUGCAGACAUAUAGCUGUUGAUGAGUGUUGUCCUGUUGUCUGUUAAACAAUCUCUUAACCUUUCCAGAUUACUGUAUCCCUUUGAGGAGUCUGACUUGUUUUGUGUACUCUCCGAGUUUCACCUCACUUUAAAAACUACUUGCUUAGAAAAUCAGACAUAAAAAUACAAAAGUGCCACAGCCAAACUAUUACUGGAAAAUGGCUGACUUUAUUUUUUACCAUACAAUUCUAAAAUAAAUCAGUUGGAAUAUAAA